CUCACUUUUGGGCCACCCCUCCGGCUCGACCACCCCGCCGGUCUUGCCCAAUAUUUGAGUCUCCGUUUCAAACACUUGAUCCAUCGCGUUCCGCACCCCCUUGAAACAAAUCGGGAUCAGCGCGGGAAGAUCGCCAACUUAAAUAUUUGGCCCGGACCAUCCCCAGCUUCACGAACCAUCUCAUCCAGAAUCUCACCACCGCUCUCCCAUCUACCAAAUACCGCCCAUUCACUCCUCAUCAUGCGAGAAUUCUGGAAAUCCUCGCCAUCCUGGCUAAAGCCCAAAUCCUGGCGUCGCAACGACGAAUGGCGCCGUCACGACGAAGACCCGCAAGGCGAAGAUCACCAGAACCUACUCCCGCCGAAGAAGUCCCGCCGGCAAACCUGGCUGAUGGGCGAGGGAUUGCGACGCACGAACAGAUCCAGACCGAAUACGAUUGCCACCGAAGCACGCUUCAGCAUGUUCGACUUUGGAUUCGGCGAUGCCGGCCAGACGAGUGUUGUGGGCGAUGCGGGCACAGGCGAUGGCAGGACCAAGCGCAGCUCAUACUUGGAAUUCCUGGCCGGCGACUCGUCUCAUUCCGCAACGAAGGUGGAGUUCCGCGACCCGUCGAAUGUCCGAUACAGUUCUUUCUUUGAUCAUAUGGUUUCUUGGGAUCGGUUUAUGUGAUGCGGACAGUAGUUUGGCCGAUUCGAGAUCGGGAAUGGAGAAGGCAUAUUACUACUACGGCUGCAAUAAUUACGAAGAGGAGUUAUGGAAACGAAAAAUAUCGACCAAAAAAAGUGAAUCAUGGCGACGGGAUUUGAAAUCCAAUGUCUCAACACACGUGGAAUGGGCGCGAAUACCGGGCAGGCCCUUUGUUGUUGUGCUCCUUGCUGGCUCCGCUGGUAUGCGGACCACGACGUGUUCCCCGAAACUUUUGCACGACAUCCUUGGUCGAAAAAUUCAAAUUAUG
Messenger RNA from Aspergillus steynii IBT 23096, 955 nucleotides. RefSeq lists its product as uncharacterized. The transcript has a single exon. Lineage: Eukaryota; Fungi; Ascomycota; Eurotiomycetes; Eurotiales; Aspergillaceae. The coding region runs from base 241 to 669 and encodes 142 amino acids. The record is from RefSeq and is a predicted model, not a curated record.